AGCUUUAUUACUAAAGUUGGAAUUUAUUAGUAAGAAAAAUCAUACCGUGAUUCUAUGCCAUUAUUUUGUUCAUGCAUGGACUUCGUGCACUUGCACCGUUGCACGCUAUUAUUAAUCCUAGAUCUGUAUCUUUGAUUGUUCCAACUUCCAACGACAUCACAAUGGGCUCAAUAAGAUGGGGUCUGGCCUUCGCUGUGGUGCUAUCAACUAUAGCUGAAAUGGCCUCGACAACCUCCGCCGGGACCGAUCCUAACAAGACGGUGGUCGAGGAGGUCACCGGCUGGCUCCGCCUAUACUCCGACGGCACCGUCGAGCGGCGGACACCGCCGGGUGCCGAGCCCUUCACUGCCAUCGUCCAGCCCUACGCCGAGCCACGCAACGGCGUCACCGUGCACGACGUUACCACGGCCAGCGGUGUAGACGUCCGCCUCUACCUCCGGGAGCCGGCAGCCGUCGUGCCCCGGCGACGGCGUCCUGUCCUUGUACACUUCCAUGGCGGUGGGUUCUGUGUCUCUCGUCCAUCGUGGGCGCUCUACCACAACUUCUAUGCCCCUCUCGUUGGUAAGCUCGACGUGGCGGGCAUCGUCUCCGUCUUCCUCCCUCUUGCGCCCGAGCACCGCCUCCCCGCUGCCAUCGACGCCGGCCAUGCUGCGCUCCUCUGGCUCCGCGACGUCGCAUGCGACAAGGAUGGAAACGAUGGUGCGCACCUUGCUCCGGCGGUGGAACGCCUCCGUGACGAGGCCGACUUCUCGCGCGUGUUCCUCAUCGGCGACAGCUCCGGCGGCAACCUCGUGCACCUCGUGGCAGCACGCGCAGCGAAGGACGGCGCGCCUCUCCACCCGGUGAGGCUCGCUGGUGGGGUACUUCUCAAUCCGGGCUUCGCUCGGGAGAAGAAGAGCCGGUCGGAGCUCGAGAAGCCGCCGAGCUUGUUCCUGACGGAGGAGAUGGUGGACAAGUUGCUGUUGCUGGCGGUGCCGGUGGGGAUGAACAAGGACAGCCCGUACACGUCGCCGCUGCUUGCGGCGGAGGCGGUGGCGCACCUGCAGAUGCCGCCGAUGCUGCUGAUGGUGGCGGAGCAGGACUUGCUGCAUGACCCCCAGGUGGAGUACGGCGAGGCCAUGGUGCACGCCGGGAAGGUGGUGGAGACGGUGGUGAGCCGAGGCGCGGUGGCGCACAUCUUCUACCUCAACUUCUUCGCGGUGGAGUCCGAUCAACUCACGGCUGAGCGGACAAGCGAGCUCAUUGACACCAUCAAGGCAUUCAUUAACAGGCACUGAUCAUCCUCCCAGCUACUACGUGAUUGCCAAGGCACCAUGCCGUGCAUGUAUCAUGUGAUACUCCGUAAUUCGUACGUACGUACGUGCCAGUCCAAAUGGCAUUUAGCCAAGCAUUCGCCCUUUGAUAUAUAUGUCUGAUACGAUAUGUUUGUAUAUUUUCGAAUUUCAUUUUCUGUAUGUUAUUUGUGCCAAAUUUGGUUGGUUUGGUGAAUGUACGUUUCGUACUAGCUAGUUUCAAACUUCCAAUUCCUGAGUAA
This is a messenger RNA of Oryza brachyantha (malo sina), 1534 nucleotides long. Its product is annotated as probable carboxylesterase 17. Gene Ontology annotation, molecular function: hydrolase activity. NCBI's taxonomy places the organism in Eukaryota, Viridiplantae, Streptophyta, Magnoliopsida, Poales, Poaceae. The transcript has a single exon. The coding region runs from base 72 to 1277 and encodes 401 amino acids. The record is from RefSeq and is a predicted model, not a curated record.